CAAUCUUUACGUCAUCGGCACUCGAUCUAGUGUGAAUUAUUUUUCAUUGACUCUAAGUGUUGUUGUCAUACGUAGCGGUGAACACUUAGCUGUAAUUACCUCGAUAGUCGGCUAAAAUGUCGUAUCAGUUGUACAGGAAUACGACGUUGGGUAAUACGCUUCAAGAAAGUUUGGACGAAUUGAUUCAGUAUGGCCAAAUUACACCGCAACUAGCGAUCAAAGUGCUCCUACAAUUCGACAAGGCGAUUAAUCAGGCUCUCGCGACGAGGGUCAAGUCGCGACUCACUUUCAAGGCUGGAAAGUUAAACACGUAUAGGUUUUGUGACAAUGUGUGGACUUUCAUGCUAAAUGAUGUCGAAUUCAGAGAGGUGCAGGAGGUAGCAAUUGUGGACAAAGUUAAAAUUGUUGCAUGCGAUGGGAAAACUGUUGAUGCGGAUGUGCCUACUAAGCGAUAACAGAUGAGCAAUCUGUAGAGGGACUGAUAUUUUUAAUUUUACUUUAGGAAAUGUCUUCGUUCUUCUUUUAAUUCUAAACCGUUUAUUGAACAACAAUCACUUUCCCCUUACUAUUGUAUGUUGUGUAGUGUUUGCUCAAGUUAGGUACCAAAAGCAGCUGAAUUUGAGACAGACACACAAGAAAUAUCUCAACCAUGUAGAUCGAAUGAUAUUCAAGUGAAAUAAUGUAGUUUGAAUACAUCCAUUAAAGCAAGCAAUAAUCACAGCUUCACUGUACUUAAUAUAGAUAAAACGUUCUAGAGAUGAAAAUAUUACGAGUAAUAUUCAUUCGCAGUCUAUUGCAGGCUGUGAUUAUUACAAAUUCCAUUGUAUCGUUGACUCGCACACAUAUAUGAAGAAUAUACAAUUUGCUUCUUGCUCCUUUUAACUCUGUAGUUUUUAUAUGAUGAAAAUAAUAAUUCAUAAUUAGCCAGUUAUAAAGGCUGUGUAGCAGUAUGGGAUAGAGACCAAAAAUUAAUAUUGAUAAUAGCUAAUAUGCAAUAUUUUGUUAAAAUAGGUAAAGAAUAAAUGAAAAUAAAACAAAUAUAUUGAGUUACAUAAA
This is a messenger RNA of Neodiprion fabricii, 1056 nucleotides long. It is a transcript of the gene TfIIA-S, whose product is annotated as transcription initiation factor IIA subunit 2. The coding region runs from base 117 to 455 and encodes 112 amino acids. Gene Ontology annotation, biological process: RNA polymerase II preinitiation complex assembly; transcription initiation at RNA polymerase II promoter. Gene Ontology annotation, cellular component: transcription factor TFIIA complex. Gene Ontology annotation, molecular function: RNA polymerase II general transcription initiation factor activity; TBP-class protein binding. The record is from RefSeq and is a predicted model, not a curated record. NCBI's taxonomy places the organism in Eukaryota, Metazoa, Arthropoda, Insecta, Hymenoptera, Diprionidae. The transcript has 4 exons.